Molecule: messenger RNA, 2600 nt
Organism: Polistes canadensis
Lineage: Eukaryota; Metazoa; Arthropoda; Insecta; Hymenoptera; Vespidae
Product: protein lin-9 homolog
Exons: 7
Coding region: 503-2263 (586 amino acids)
Biological process (GO): DNA-templated transcription; regulation of cell cycle; regulation of transcription by RNA polymerase II
Cellular component (GO): transcription repressor complex; nucleoplasm
Molecular function (GO): DNA binding
Source: RefSeq, a predicted model, not a curated record
UUGAUUGCAGACAAACUAUUACCCAACGUUUAAGUUACGGUUGAGACGACCUGGUUUAAAAUUUCAAAAAUGACCAAUGCAUAAUUGAAGCGGGACGACAAGAUAUUCAUAAAGCGAUAUUAGAUUUAACCUUUAGAAUUUUUUCUAAUACUUGAUAUUGUUACGCUUUCACUUAGAAACAUGUACCAUUAUUUUCAUAAAACUAAAAAUCUAAAUGGCGCAACAAGUGAGAAUAAUCAUUACAAAAUUCGUUGCAAGUUUGGUUAUGUUAGUAUUUUGAAGUUAAGAUAUAAUGAUUUAGGUCCGUUAAAGGCGGAAGAAUUUACGUAAGACAGAAUGUGCCUAGUCAAUUAAUAUUUUAGUAUACUUACACCUUAUGUGAUACAUAAUUGUAUUAUAUUUAGUAAUCGAAGAUGAAUCGGCUGAAACGUUACUAUCUAUUAAAAAUGGAGGAUAUCCUACAGUGGAUGAAAUUAAAACCGAGAUAGAAGAUGAUGAUUUAAUGGAUCUUGAUGAUCAACCAAUUUUAAAUAAUUCAAUGGAUUCGCAUAUGGAUGUAGAAGAAUCCGAGCCAAUACCUGAGCUUGGACCUGCAGCAUUAGGUCUUCAGCGUGUAGGCACUCAACCACCACCUAAACCCAAUCCACCUACUCAACCGGUCCAAGUUUUAAACCGUAGAGGAAUGCCAGCCAGAAUUAGGAAAAAGAAUAAAUUAUUUUAUGAUGAUAUUUUGGUUAAUCAUCCACAUCAUAGGAUUAAGAAGGAUCCUUCUAGUACAGAUGUUAAGCAAUCCCCCAAAAAAAUAGUUCGUCCAUCGCCAGCAAAAAAACAGAAUAGAAUAAUUAACGAGCCCAAGAAAAUUAAUAGCAAUAUUUCACAUCUCCCUAAUGUGAUGACAACGGUAAAACAAGAAAAAGAACAUGACAAAUCUAUGCAACCUCCUUCACCUGAUAGGAAGAUUGGACAAAAGAUUGGAAUGAGAUUAAGAAAUUUGCUAAAAUUGCCCAAAGCACAUAAAUGGGUUUGUUAUGAAUGGUUUUAUAGUAAUAUCGAUAAAACUUUAUUUGAAGGAGAUAAUGAUUUCAUGAUAUGUUUAAAAGAAUCAUUUCCACAAUUGAAAACACGUAAACUGACUCGUGUUGAAUGGUGCAAAAUCAGAAGAAUGAUGGGUAAACCACGUAGAUGUUCACAAUCAUUUUUUGAAGAAGAGAGAAAAGAACUAGAAAGAAAACGUCAAAAAAUAAGAAUGUUACAACAAAGAAAAACUGCAGAUAUAAACAGUUUCAAAGAUUUACCGCCAGAAAUACCACUUCAAUUAGUUAUAGGUACAAAAGUAACGGCAAGGUUACGAAAACCACAGGAUGGAUUAUUUACUGGUAGUAUAGAUGCGGUAGAUACAAGUAAUAAUACUUAUAGAAUUACAUUUGAGAGAGCUGGUCUCGGAACCCAUAGUGUUCCUGACUAUGAAGUAUUGUCAAAUGAACCACCAGAAACCAUUAGCGUUGCUUCAUUUGCUCAAAAAUUUCGUCCAAGACACGUGCAAUAUGUACCUUCACCACCAUACGCAAUGAAAUUAUUGUCUCCGCGUUUAAACAAUGAUCCAUUAAUUUCUAAUGCAUCUGUAUCGGCACCAAAGAAAUCUCAUAUUGGUGGUACUAUAAAUGGCUACCCAGUAAAGUUACUCGAGUAUAUGGUAAAAGUAAAUAAAAUAUUAGGAGCUAAAAAAUUGAAAAUUAAGAAAUUAAAAGAUAUGAAUAGUGAAGCGGAAAAACGACGAUCGUUUGGGGAACCUUUUCCUCAAGAUUUCGAAAGAAGAUAUGCAGGAAUUAUAGUUGAAUUGGAAAAAAUGAAUACAGCUUUACAAGAAUACUUAAGUGACAUACAAGAACUCUGUCAAGAAAUAGCUCCUGAACCUAGUGUUGCAGCAAUGUUAGCACCAUCUCAUCUGCGAGAAAAAUGUAAACAGGAAGCAGCGGAUAUGGUUGCUAGAAAUAAUAUGAUUCAUGAUAAAGAACCUGGAAAAAUGAAUCAAUUAGUAACAGAUCUAACAGCUCUUAUGUUACAAGUAAAGAGUUUAUCUGAUUCUGAUAGAAAUGCUUAUGAAUUAAAAGUACUUCAAGGUACUAUGGAGCAAAUAAGAUCUAAACUUAGUCCACAAAAUCAACAAGUUUUUCAAAAUUGUGUGGAAAUUCACAUGCAACACAUUCAAUUAGGAUUAGGACAAGUGGGUGCUUUGACACCCUUUAUGGCCCAAAGAGCUUAACAUACGUGAAAUCAUAUAAUUCAUUUAUUGAAUUCACAAUCCCUAAUGGAACAAGUGAUAUGCACAAUGUGCUCUAUAGUUUAUAAAAAAACAUUUAUUUUAACACUGUUUAAUAUAAUAGAAUAUAAUGGUACUUUUGCUCAUUAAGAUUCUUUAUAAAAUACAAGAUAUAUAUAUGUACGUAUAUAUACAUACAUAUAUAUACAUACAUAAAAUUAAGUCUAAUGAUAUAUUUUCUGUAUAUACAAUUUCACAAAUAAUGCAUUCACCAUUUAUUGUAGAUUUCAUUUUAUAAUACAACAAAUAAUUGAGAGUAAAUAUAAGUAGAUAAAUAUUG